This is a messenger RNA of Pangasianodon hypophthalmus (striped catfish), 1704 nucleotides long. RefSeq names its product lipase, endothelial (gene lipg). The transcript is spliced from 10 exons. Gene Ontology annotation, molecular function: lipoprotein lipase activity; protein binding. Gene Ontology annotation, biological process: lipid metabolic process. Bases 105 to 1610 code for a protein of 501 amino acids. The record is from RefSeq and is a predicted model, not a curated record. NCBI's taxonomy places the organism in Eukaryota, Metazoa, Chordata, Actinopteri, Siluriformes, Pangasiidae.
AUCCGCUUCAUUCAUCUUCAUUCCGCAGAGCGUCUGAGUGACAGAUCUCACACUAACGCAGGUUAAACACACCGGACUGUCCCGUUUUCCAGCUCUGUAACAGCAUGGUAGUGAGAUUAAACACUUUUAUUCGCCUCUCUCUGUGUUUAAUGCUGGGUUACUGUGCAGGGAGUGUGUGUGGCCAAACCGCCUCACACAAUGAGCUCCUGAAAGGCUGUUUGGAUGGGAACCUGUCAGUAGACGCAGCGUUCGAUUGUCAGAUUAAAUACAACAUGCGUAAAUCUGAGGAUCUGGAUGAUGAAGGAUGUUUCCUCCAACCGGGUCACAGCGAGGCGCUGCAGCAGUGCGGCUUCAACACCACGGCCAAGACCAUCCUCAUCAUCCACGGCUGGACGAUAGGAGGUGUUUUUGAGAGUUGGAUGUAUAAGCUGGUUGCGGCGGUAGUGAAGUGUGAGGCUGAGGCGAAUGUCAUCGUGGUGGACUGGCUGGGUUUGGCCCAUCAGCUUUACCCUGACGCUGUCAAUCACACACUCCGUGUCGGACGCAGCAUUGCCACACUGCUCGACUGGCUGAAGGAUGAACAGCAGCUGCCUCUGGAGAACGUGCAUCUGAUUGGUUACAGUCUGGGAGCUCACGUAGCGGGAUAUGCUGGAACAUUCGUUCAUGGCACAGUCGGCCGUAUAACAGGGUUGGACCCGGCCGGUCCCAUGUUUGAGGGGGUGGAGCCACACAAGCGGCUAUCUCCAGACGACGCAGAGUUCGUGGAUGUUCUGCACACGUACACACGUGAAGCUCUGGGCGUGAGCAUCGGCAUCCAGCAGCCAAUCGGACACAUCGACAUCUACCCUAACGGGGGGGACGUGCAGCCCGGCUGUGCCCUGGGGGACGUCCUGUCCUCCGCCGCCGCGGGGGACUUUAUGGAGGUGAUGAAGUGUGAGCACGAGCGGGCAGUGCACCUGUUUGUCGACUCUCUGAUGGAUAAGGAACACGUGAGUUUUGCGUAUCAGUGCACGGGACCGGAGCGCUUUAAUAAAGGCAUCUGUCUGAGCUGCAGGAAGAAUCGCUGUAACAACGUGGGCUACAACACUCGCAGCGUGCGCAGGACGAGGAACAGCAAGAUGUACCUGAAGACUCGCGCUGACACGCCCUUCGCCGGUUACCACUAUCAGAUGAAGAUGCACGUCUUUAACCGGAAACACUCUGAUGAUGCAGAUCCCACCUUUUACAUCAAACUGUACGGAGCUCACGACGACACCAACGACAUCCACGUCGACAUUGCUGACGGUGUGGGUUUGAACCUGACCAACACGUUCCUGGUAUUUACGGAGGAGGACAUCGGAGAGCUGCUGAAGAUCCGUGUGAGCUGGGAGAGUCCCACUCAGUCCUUCUCGGCUGUGUGGAAACACAUCAAGUCCUUCUGGAGCAGUUCCCCGAGUUCCAAAGUGCUGCAGGUUCGCCGCAUCCGCGUCAAGUGUGGAGAGACGCAGAAGAAGUUCACGUUCUGUGCUGAAGACCAGUCACUAACAGACAUCACUCCGGGGAAUUCUCUAACCUUUGUGAAAUGUCGUGAUGGCUGGGAGGUGAAACCUAGGAAACGGAUCCUCGUGUGAGUGGACUUGGUCACAGAAGCAGAUGUGGAUUGGGACGCGACCGCUCUCUUCAAGUCUGAGCACUUUUUUCUGGGGGAUUUUUGUUGUGUACACA